This is a messenger RNA of Stylonychia lemnae, 333 nucleotides long. NCBI's taxonomy places the organism in Eukaryota, Ciliophora, Spirotrichea, Sporadotrichida, Oxytrichidae. The record is from the annotation of a GenBank genome assembly.
AUGUUGUUCUUCAAAUAAAAAGCCUUCAAAGUAAAACUAUCCAGAGUAGCAGGAAGAUAAAUGAACCAAUAAUAUAAUGCUGGAGGUACUGAAGUUGUCUAUGUGGAAAACGUUAAUCACUACCGUAAUGAUAAUCUAGUUAUUAUUGACGGUGGCUAUGGUGCUGGAUGCGGUGGAGGUAUUAUGAAUGUCGGUGGUGGCUGCGGGGGAGGUGGCUUCGUUGAUAUUGGGUGUGGAGGCGGUGGUUGUGGCGGUGGUGGCUGUGGAGGCGGUGGCUGCGGAGGCGGUGGCUGCGGUGGUGGUGGCUGUGGUGGAGGUGGCUGUGGAGGUUGA